This is a messenger RNA of Doryrhamphus excisus (bluestripe pipefish), 4089 nucleotides long. RefSeq names its product Ras association and DIL domains 2b (gene radil2b). The record is from RefSeq and is a predicted model, not a curated record. Lineage: Eukaryota; Metazoa; Chordata; Actinopteri; Syngnathiformes; Syngnathidae. Gene Ontology annotation, biological process: signal transduction; negative regulation of Rho protein signal transduction; regulation of GTPase activity. Gene Ontology annotation, cellular component: cell-cell junction. Gene Ontology annotation, molecular function: GTPase binding.
GCAGGUCCGUUUUCAUUUAAAGACUACAUUUGAUCGGCCUUUGUGGAAUGUUAUUGCGAUACUUGCCUGUUGUUAUCCACUCUUUAUCUUUCAAACCGGAAUAAAGUGGGGAUACCGAGAACAGCUGCUGCAACAUCUGGAUGGGAGAGGGGAACAUCUGCAGGAGUGAAGCCCAUCACUUCUCAUAGGACAUGAUGCAACCACCAGCACUUUAAAACAAUCUGGAUCUGCAUCAACCUGAAGUCUUCGACCGGCGAUGAGCCACAGGAAAGUUGAGGAAUUACCAAGAGGUUUACCUGGAUCUUCUCUGAAAAGACGCGUCAUGAGGCUUGGGAGGAAGUCCAGUGAUGGCUCCUUGCAAUCAAGUUCAUCCACCAGCAGUUCGUCUACCGGCAGGUCAGCUGAGGUUGUGGCUUUCAGGCAGCCUGGCAAGGGCCACAUCCGCCGCCACACCAACCGCCUCUCCGGAGUCUUCCUUCGCGGCCCGGCGUCUGGCUCGCUGUCCGCGGCCAUGUCCGCACAAGUCAGGAAAACCAGCACGACUAUGACAGAUACGGUAAUUGUGGACGACCCCUCCGAACUGUCCAAUCAGUUAAGCGCUCCGGGAAUCUUGAAGAUCUUUGGAAGUGAGAUCUGCAAAGGAGCCCACUACAAGAGCGUCCUAGCCACCACACACUCCAGUGCUAAAGAACUGGUCAAAGAGGCCCUCGAAAGGUAUGGUCUGGGAAAAGAAGAAGCAAACACCUACGUUCUUUGUGACACGAUUGGCUCCAUUGGAGAGCGUCAGUGGAAAACCGAAGGAUUCCGAGUUGUGGGGGACAAUGAGAAGCCACUCCUCCUACAGUCGCUAUGGAAACCGAGGGAGGGCCUUGCAAGACGCUUUGAAAUCCAGCAGCGAAGCCUGGUGGAGCAGCAGACAUCUCAGGAUAAAGACACCAUCACUGCUGGUAUCAACGCCCAGGCACGAAAGCUGCAGAAGAGUCGCUCCAGAGUGAACUCCUCCCUCAUCGAGAGAACAAUCAGUCGAAGCCAGAAACUCUGGAGGAGUAAAAGUCAGAUAGAUCUAUUAGAUGUAGAUACCAAGAAAGAUCAGGAUAAAAGUUCUCAGAAUCAAAGAGAGUCCCUGAAUGGAACUUCAGUAAAGAGCUGUGAGUGCCCAGAAGCAAGGCCAGAACAGAAUGGCAUUGAACUCGCAGUUCCCUCUCAGGGGGAUGGAGGCUCGCAAGCCAAAACAGAGAACCUCUGUCCGUCAAGGCGAAGAAGUGAGCAGGAAGGAGAAGAGUCGGAGAGGGAGGAGACGGAAAGUAGCGAUGAUAACACCACACAGUACUCCAUUCACCCACCUCACGACUGUCCGUACCUGCUGCUCCUCCACGGCUGCAGCUCCGUACAGGACUUUGUCAUCUAUCUACUUAUGAGUCCCAGCGUUGUUAUAGGGCGACAAAAUGAACCAAAUAAAGAUGCAUCAAAGGUGGACUUCACCCUACUUGCAGAAGACAUACUUCCAAAACACUGCAGUUUUCAUCGCAGUACUGGUGGAGUGACCGUGCUCUGCCCUUUUCCGGAUGCUGUGGUGACGAGGAAUGGCAGCGUACUUAAAGGCAAAGUGGAGCUUCGCCCUGGCGAUGUCAUUGGCUUGGGUCAAAGCUACUUGUUUCUCUUCAAAGAUCCAUUGAGACACCAGGAAGUCAACCAUGCUGGUUCUGAUCCCAGCUUUUUUGGAUGCGCCACAUCUGCAAUGACAAAAGAUGGGAUACUCUGCAACACCUGCAUUGGCCUUCUUCGAGACCCCGACACCGCAAAUUGCCUAAAGACAGCCCCACAAUUUUUAAAAUCACACGAGGGUCUCUGUCUGACUUUGAACUACCGCGUUGAGGAUGAGUUUUGCAUCGUGAAAAAAAUAGUUGCAAUGGGAGGCAGAGGCGCCGAAGAUGUACCGCCACUCACUGUUGCAUUUUUGCUGUCCAUGUGUAUUCAGUAUUCUGCCUCACGUCUCCCUACGUCAGACCUGAGAAGACUCCUGCUGCUUAUUGCAAGUGAAAUUGAGAGUGCGGUGUGGGAGCAAACUAAUAAUUUUGCUGCGCUUCAAAAGGAAAUCCCAGAGGACAUGAUAUCAGGACUGUCUCCCCUAGUGGUAUGGAUGUCAAACAGCCUGGAGCUGCUCCAGUUCAUUCAGAACCAGUUGCCCCUCAUCUUAGAGUGGAGAACCAUAGAAGAGAAUGAAGAUGGAGAGCAACAAGUUCAGGGGAAGAAUUUAGUCCUGCUGGAGUUAAAGCUGUCCUGUGUGCGCUCAGCCACCGAAGAGACCAUAGCCGCCCUGGAGGAGGUCAUCAUGCUUACCUUCCAGCAGUGUGUGUACUACAUAACCAAGGUCCUGUACCCCAUCCUGCCGGCCUUUUUGGACUGCAACCCAUUUGAGGAGGAUCCCGAUCCUGGCGAGGGUGCUUCAGUCCCACAUCGCAGCAGGCUGAGGUUCCCUGAUGAGAUCCAGCAGAUUGUGGCAGUCCUGAAUGAGACCCAGAGGUUGCUAUCAGAUUAUCAGCUCCACCCUGAGAUUUCCACACAGCUCAUUGGAUACCUUUUCUACUUCAUCAAUGCAUCACUCUUCAACUUACUCAUGGAGAGAGGCUCUGAGCCCGGUUUCUAUCAGUGGUCUACCGGCAUGCGCUUAUGGACCAAUCUUGACUUGCUUCUGAGCUGGUCCCAGACCACCGGAUUGAGAAAGGUGGCUUCUGCGCACACGCACACACUCUCAUCGGCUAUUAAUCUUCUUGCUACGCCGAGGAAUCAUUUACAGCAGGCGUCUUGGGUGUCGCUACGAUCCGCCUUCCCUGCCUUGAACGCAGCUCAGCUGCAUCACCUGUUAAGUCUUUACAUCCCAGCAUCUCCCUCUUGGACUCCAUGUCUAAUGGACCGAGCAGAAGCACACAACACCGAUGACAUCCUGCAGAGUUUUGACACCCAUCAUCCUCUCGUGCUACCAGAUGAGGAUUUCCAGUUCAUUUUGGGGAAGGCAGUGACGGAUUCAUCCCUGAUUCAACAAUUAGACAAACUCAAAGUGUCAAUUUCCAACCUGUCUAACUCACAGUCCCACGGCGUCUCAGCUAUUGACCAGGGUGUCAUCAUUCCCGUGGAGAAGAAAACAAUGGACACAACAGCGGUCCAAAUGCUAUCAUCUCAGAAAACAGUCCACCAUCGCCAAUCAUCCUCUCUUUCACCCCCAUGCCCGCCCCCCGCCACACAAUAUCUGCAUGACUUCAGCUCCUGUGGAGCCCUCCUUUUGUCCCAGAAGCUUUGGGAUCUGCAGACCAGACAAACGGACACCACUGAGAGGAGGAGGUCGGCACUGGACCCCUCGUGUCUCCUCACCCCACCCAACACUCCCCUCAUCAUAGAUCCUGUUCAUUUUCCCAGAGAAGACAAUGACACAUUAGUGAAGGUUGAAAGUGACACACGUCCCUGUUUGGCUGGGCACAAUGAAGGUACCUUAGGAGGUCACUAUAUUCUUUUCCUCUGGAAAAUAACUUUAUAUGUUUCUAUUCCUCUCUCCUUAGAUGGAUUCGUGUUGGAAUGUCUGACUGCACUGAAUGAUGACCGUGGGAAUCCAGAUUACACGUGUAUGAAAAGGAUUUUUGAACUUAUAGAGGAAGAGGAAGAGGAGGCGGAAGAGAUGAACAACCAUUUUGAUGACAACAAUGAUGAGAUCUUCAGUUUGGAGAUACAGCGUAAUGAAAGUGGUCUUGGUCUCGCUCUAGUUGACACACGGGACCUCCCAUUGAAGGUGAAAGGCAUCUUCAUCAAAGCGGUGCUUCCUGACACUCCUGCAGCCCGCUGUGAGAAGCUCCAACCAGGAGACAGGAUCCUUGCCGUUAAUGGAGUCAGUCUGCUUGGGCACCAUUGCCAAAAUGCCAAGGAGCUAUUGCAGUCGUCUGGUGACAGGCUGAGGUUACUGAUGGCGAGAUCUGAUUGGAUGGCCAAAGCUGUACAAACGGACUGCUGACGAGUAUUUUGGUCUGUUAUGUUCCUGUCAAUAAAAUAUUUUAUACCAAUCUGAAACAUACCUGUCAAUGUUUGCAUUUGAAAAUCCUA